Messenger RNA from Miscanthus lutarioriparius, 255 nucleotides. Lineage: Eukaryota; Viridiplantae; Streptophyta; Magnoliopsida; Poales; Poaceae. The record is from the annotation of a GenBank genome assembly.
AUGGAGUCCAGCACGGCACACAGAGCUCAUGCUUCAACUGAAGGAGUUACAAGUAUUUUUUUGAAGGCUGCUGUGUGCUGGCUUCCUCAUGCAGAAGGCUAUUUUGCUAAGAAGCUGGCUGAGUUUACAACCACAAAGGGUGUCACCACCAUCAUCGGCGGUGGUGAUUUUGUUGCUGCUGUUGAGAAGGCUGGGCUUGCUGACAAGAUGAGCCACAUUUUUUUACCAGGCGUCCUUUGCCUCGAUGAGGCCUAA